Molecule: messenger RNA, 923 nt
Organism: Zea mays
Lineage: Eukaryota; Viridiplantae; Streptophyta; Magnoliopsida; Poales; Poaceae
Product: probable LRR receptor-like serine/threonine-protein kinase At3g47570
Exons: 3
Coding region: 63-923 (286 amino acids)
Biological process (GO): protein phosphorylation
Molecular function (GO): protein kinase activity; ATP binding
Source: RefSeq, a predicted model, not a curated record
CUAACCUGGUCGGCAGAGGAAGCUACGGGUCAGUGUACAGAUGCAGGUUAAAGGGGCACGGAAUGGAGGAGGAGAUGGCAGUGAAGGUCUUCGACCUCGAGAUGCCAGGCGCGGAGAGGAGCUUCUUGGCCGAGUGCGAAGCGCUGAGGAGCAUCCAGCAUCGCAACCUUCUCCCCAUCAGAACCGCGUGCUCGGCGGUCGACAACAGGGGCGGCAUGUUCAAGGCCUUGCUCUACGAGUUCAUGCCUAACGGGAGCCUCGACACGUGGUUGCACCCUAGAGCGGCGCCGGCGGCGGGCGAGAAAGCUCCGAAGCGUCUAGGGUUCUCUCAGAGAGUGAACAUCAUCGUCAACGUAGCCGAUGUGCUGGACUAUUUGCACCACGAGUGCGGGAGGCCGACUGUUCACUGCGACCUGAAGCCCAGCAACAUCCUCCUGGACGACGACCUGAACGCCCUUCUGGGAGAUUUCGGCAUCGCGAGGUUUUACGCUGACUCCAAGUCAGCACCGUCGCCGGCGGUAGACCCAACUAGUUCCGUCGGUGUGAGAGGGACUAGGCAACACUAUGAAGACGCCAACUGCAACUCUCCAACAACAACAAAGCCGCCCAACCCCACCCUCGUCGGCUCGCCCCCAGGCCCUAGCCAGGCAGCCGCCCAGACCCAGUCCCUAGCCCCCCGGCCGGCCACAUCCAGGCCCCACAGCGGUCCGCGCCAACGCCGGCCGCCGCUCCGCGCCCUCGCCGGCUCGCCCCCAGGCCCCAGCGGCCAGCGCGCUGCGCGCCUACUUCCGGACUACCCCAGCCGGCCAGCCCCCAGGCGCCCCGCCGCCCCCACCAGUCCACCACCAGCCGGCACCUGGCAGGCACCAGACACCACCGCACCAGGCAGGCACGGCCGCAUCUGUUGCUUCGGAGUUUUUUAA